GAUCUCCCUCGACUUUGGCCUGCACCCAUCGCCUCGCCGCUCCGUGGACCGUUCCGGCCGGCCGUCUGCAGCAUCGUCCCCCGCCUCUUCGAAGCAUCAACCUUCUGUGCUAUCCCGGCGACUGGUGUCCUGAAGCCCAUCAAAGUACCAAAUUCGUGGCAUUGAAACGGUAUCGGGACCAAGCUCGAUCUGGACUCGCCAUCACCACAGCCUCAGCUCGGCUCCGUAUCCACUCCCCGGCUUCAAAGGCCGCCCUAUCAAAUCUCAACCCCCACCCUAUCUCAAUCUCGACCUCAACACAUCGCCCAUCGUGCCCAUGCCCUCUAUGUCCCUGCCGCUGUACAAGUCCUCGGUCGGCUACAACUCCAAGUAUAGGCCCCAGAGCCUGGUGCGGAUUUGUAUCCGAUAUGUCCAGUCCAUCUACCAGAACCCUGCGACCCGCAAGGUGUUUUGGUUCCUGCUCCUGAAUGUGAGCUUCACCUUUGUCGAGGCCUUUUAUGGCGUCUACACCAACUCGCUGGGGCUCAUUUCCGACGCCGUGCACAUGCUCUUCGACUCCACCGCCAUCAUCCUCUCGCUUGUGGCGAGCGUGAUCGCCAAGUGGGGCGCAGACGACAAGUAUACCUAUGGCUUUGGUCGAGUUGAAACGCUGACGGGCUUUGCCAACGCCCUUGUUCUGCUCUUUGCGAGCAUUUCAAUCAUCUGGGAGGCAGUCGAGCGGCUCAUGGAGCCUGAGAACAUCAAGACCGACCAGCUUCUAUUGGUAUCGAUUCUGGGUCUGCUCGUCAAUCUUGUGGGUAUCUUUUGCUUCGAUCACGGCCACGAUCACAGCCACGACCACGGCCACUCCCAUGGCCAUUCGCACGGACACUCGCACGGCCAUUCUCAUGGGCACAGCCACGACCACGGCGGACACCACGAGUCUGCCAACACUCACAACCCGCUCAUGCACGGCAUGUUUUUGCACAUCCUCUCGGAUACGCUCGGCUCGGUUGGAGUGAUCAUUUCCUGCCUCCUGAUCCAGUACUAUGACUGGAAGUGGUCCGACCCCCUGUGCUCUAUCAUCAUCUCUGUCCUGACGAUCAUCAGCAUCUGGCCGCUGCUCCGACAGUCGACCCUCGUCCUGCUGCAGAGGAUCCCUCUGGAUCUUGACCACAAGCUCGGCGAUGUCUAUCGCAAGAUCACCUCGAUCGAGGGCGUUGUUGGCUUCAGCCAGCCGCACAUCUGGGAAAUGUGCACCAACGGGUUUGUGGGCUCCAUCAAGAUCCAGGCGCACGAGCGAGCCAACUGCCAGCACAUUCGGGUUGCUGUGAUUCAGCUGUUUUACGAGCUGGGCGUGCGGGAUAUGGUUGUCCAGGUGGAGCAGGAUGUCGUGGGCACGUACUCAUAGAGCCCACCGAUUGAACAAGUGCGCAGAGGUAAUAUAUAUGUCGUGGUUGGACAGCGACACUCGAUCGGCGAGUCGUGGUCGCUGCGGCUCAUGAUCCCAUCAUCUGCUAUCCCAUCUUCCAUGGUUUGUGC
Molecule: messenger RNA, 1521 nt
Organism: Polychytrium aggregatum
Lineage: Eukaryota; Fungi; Chytridiomycota; Chytridiomycetes; Polychytriales
Product: zinc transporter 7
Exons: 7
Coding region: 317-1390 (357 amino acids)
Biological process (GO): transmembrane transport; zinc ion transport; intracellular zinc ion homeostasis
Cellular component (GO): Golgi apparatus; membrane
Molecular function (GO): zinc ion transmembrane transporter activity
Source: RefSeq, a predicted model, not a curated record